AUGAAAGCAACGCCCAAGCCAAUCCCCACCAUUAUCGUCGAUGCAGCUCGGCAAUCAAACGAACUUGACCGAAUUCAUAGCCUACUUGGACGAAAUUCAACAACAGCCCUACAUAGUGACGUACAUCUGUUACCGACAAUAGAUAUUUGCACUCUGGAGUUCCCCGACAACUACACCUUACAACAUACCAUGAAAUCGCGCAUAAACGCCUGCAAUUUGAAGAAAAUGUACGAGCAGAGUCAGCUUUUAGUGGAAAAAGACAGGUUAGAAAGGAUAGCGACGUUGCCGGAUUUAGUGGUGCCGUCGAAUAGGCAUAUACGUCACCAACGUCAACAUAUGGUCGCAAAGCUUAGCGAGGAUAACGAAAAUAAUGACUAUGAUAUUAGGUCUAGAAUAGUAGGGUAUAAAGUUGUUGUGAGGCACGAAGAUAUGCAAAAUUUCACUAAUAAAUUGAAUUUUUCGAUGACUCAUCGAUAA
Messenger RNA from Psylliodes chrysocephalus, 477 nucleotides. The record is from the annotation of a GenBank genome assembly. NCBI's taxonomy places the organism in Eukaryota, Metazoa, Arthropoda, Insecta, Coleoptera, Chrysomelidae.